CAGGAAUGGCAAGACCGAGAUAUAAAAAAAAGAAGAAGACAAAUACACCUUUAACCUAUAAACUAGAGUGGAUUUAGAUUCAAACUUUGAAAACUCCCAAGUUGUACUUGAAAAAUGAAUCUUUGGAAUGUGAAAGACUUGCCAAUUCCGCCAGUGACCACCUAUAGAGUAGAGGAAAAAAACAUAGAUUUGAAAAAACUUUUCAAAACUUGUGAGACAAUCAAGCAGUAUUUUGAGGAAAAUGAAUUCAUGAAAGCAGAAUACCUGGUGCUUUCACGUAUAGUUUAUCGUAUGAAGCAAAAAUUUCGUUCAGCAAAAGACUUCAAAGCAUUAGAGAAAGUUCACAAGGCUUUGGAGACCUUCUUCAGCAUACAAAUCCCUAAAUAUGUCAGGAUCUUCAUGGACCUGAUGCCACAGCAAUAUGAUCAUGAAACUUAUCUGCCCACUAAAAAUUUACUGGAUUACAUACUCCUAAGGUUUCAGGGGUUAGUAAAACUCUUGGACAGAAUUGUGGAAACAUGUAAAAUUGCAGGAUUUUUGUUGGAUGCCAGAAUGAAGGUUGGUCAUUUUUGGAAAGUAGCAUUCAUCUCAUUCUCUCUAAUUUCAAGAGUAUACAUUCUAGCCAAAUACAAUGCAAAUUGUAUUUGUGACUUUUAUUCCACUCUCUUCCCAUUCUCCAGUAAACUACAGAAUGCAAAAAAUAACUGGUUACCCAAAGAGUAUGUGCUUCCUAAUGACCUCAAAGCAUGGAUGAAUGUUGACUGGAUGGACAUUGAUGAUGAAAUUAAAAUCAUUGAUACUCCAACAGAAAUCCCAUAUAUAAUACAGUUCUUUGAUUUGAUUGAUGACGAUGAUGAUGAUGAUGUGGAAUUCUGUGAUGAAUAUGUGAUGGUGAAUGAUGAGUCAGAUGAUGAAGAAACUGAAACUGCAAAGAAGAAAAAUAAGACAAAAAGUCAGGUGAGUCAUUCUCUCAGAAAUAUCUUUGAUUCUGAUGAGGACUUAGGAGAAGUGAUAGAUAUCAAUGAUACCAUUUCUAUGGAUGAAGAAAAUACUGAUAUUGAUGGUGGAGCUAAAAAAAUCUGUGAUGAUAGUGUUAUAGAAAUCUUAGACUGUACCAGCAUGGACAGGAAAACUCAAGAUAGCAGCAAAAAGAUUGAAACAAAAAAUUCAAGAGUUUAUGAUACAGAUGAAGAUGAUGUGGUAGUGAUUGAUAGUGAGGAUACUAUUUCUAUGAUGGGCAAAAUUACUAAGGGGAAAAAGAAAAAAGUGAAAAAGAAAAAACAGAAGAUUACUAAGCCUAGUAAAAUAAUAAAUGAUUCAAAAUGCUAUAAUUCAGCUGAGGAUCUGGGAGUGAUUGCCAUUGAUGAUGAUAAUGAGGUUGAUGAGAUGAAUGAUGAAAGUGUGAUAGAAAUUGUGAGAAGUCCUGUGAUCAAAAAGAAAAAAAUCACUAAAAAAAGCCAAAAGACUAACAAACAAAAUAACACAGAUGAAGACUUAGAAGUGAUUGAUAUAAAUGGAAGUAUAUGUAAUGAUAGGAUCAUUGAAAUUGUUGACCAAUCAAUUGAUGGUCUUGUUGAAAAUGAAGGCAAAAAGAAGAAGAAAGUACCUUCAAAACUUAACAAAAUUAAAAGCAAACAAAGCUUGGGAAAACCUAAGAAUGAACAGCAGAAAAUGAAACAGAAAAACAUAAUUGAAGACUUAGAAGUGAUUGAUAAAAAUGAAAGUAUAUGUAAUGAUAGUAUCAUUGAAAUUGUUGACCAAUCAAUUGAUGGUCUUGUUAAAGAUCCAGUCAAAAAGAAAAAGAAAGAGAAAGUAGCUUCAAAACUUGUCAACAUCAAAGGAAAACAAAGCUUGAGAAAACCUAAGAAUAAACUACAGAACAAGAAACAAAAAAAUAUCAAGAAGAAGCAUUCUGAAAAUGGAAAUCCUAAGAAAGCCAAAAAGGCAAAACAAAAGCACAAUGAUAAUGAAAGUGAACUGAAACUAAGCAAUGCAACUAAAGUGAAAAACAAAAGGAAAUUAAGUGAACCUGCAUCUGAAAAUGAAUGUAUCAAAAAAAUCAAACUUGAAUUAUCAAAUUCUUCAUGUAAUAAUAAUAUGGAACCAAGAGAAGUAAUUAAGAAAGAAAAACAAACUCAGAAGUCUAACCAACCAAAACUCUCCUGUAAGCAACCUAAGUCUGAAUUAAAUUCAUCUGGACAGAAGACACAUUCUAAUGAAGCUGAUAGAUUAUUUGUUCAUCAUUCACAAAAUGGCAGGAAUAACAAGAAAAAAAAUCGAAGAAAGAAAAAAUUAGUUAGCAAAUGAAAUGAAUAAGGGAAUUAGGUAUAAUUGAAUGUUAUCAUUUUCAAGUUUAAUUGUUUGAUAUAUCAAUGAUAUAGUUGAUAGAAAACUCUAACAUAACUAUUGUUCCAAUUGUUUAUUGAAAACUGAUAAAAAUAUUUUGGAAUAUUGAAAUUUAAUUUCUUUGGAUUUUGAACAAAUUGUUAUACUA
Messenger RNA from Phaedon cochleariae (mustard beetle), 2494 nucleotides. NCBI's taxonomy places the organism in Eukaryota, Metazoa, Arthropoda, Insecta, Coleoptera, Chrysomelidae. The record is from the annotation of a GenBank genome assembly.